Messenger RNA from Cottoperca gobio, 4236 nucleotides. It is a transcript of the gene armc9, whose product is annotated as armadillo repeat containing 9. The transcript has 26 exons. Gene Ontology annotation, cellular component: ciliary basal body; ciliary tip; centriole. The coding region runs from base 452 to 2992 and encodes 846 amino acids. Gene Ontology annotation, biological process: cilium assembly. NCBI's taxonomy places the organism in Eukaryota, Metazoa, Chordata, Actinopteri, Perciformes, Bovichtidae. Gene Ontology annotation, molecular function: protein binding. The record is from RefSeq and is a predicted model, not a curated record.
AUUGUAUAUGUCUAACAAAACUAAAAUAUAUUAUUUGAAAAAAAGGCAAUGUUAUACCUAUCUAUGUAUCUGUCUUUGCUAUAAUGUUGAAAAACCCUUGCGCUACACUUUAUUUGCUAAAUCAAGCACGUUUCACGACAUUUGCCUCUACUUUCCAGCAUGAAUUUCCAAACUGUUUGGUUGCUAGGUGUUUUGGCGUCCUAUCUGUGUACGGUUGCUAGCCAAUGGCUAGCUAGCUAAUAUCAGCGUAGGUGAUAUACGCAUACGCCGUGUCAAAAAUUGAUUAUAUAAAUUCAAGUUGCGGAUGAACACGUUGAAGGCGAUAUAAGCCUAUAUUUACUAAUUACUUGAGUGAAUAAGGCUCUGAAGAAUGCUUCAUGGAAGUACAAAUGUUAUAUGAGAGCAGAAGUCUUUGCUGUCAGUAGGUGUUUUAAAGGUUUUGGACAAUCACAUGAGUUCCAGGGAAGCAGCCAGGAUGGGGGACAUCUUGGCCACUGAAGCCGAUCUUCUUGGGAUGAUCAAAGAGUACCUUAAGUUUGAGGAAUUGGAAGAGACUGUUCACAGUUUUGACAUGGAGUGCAAAAGCAAAGGAAAGCUCGUCUCAAAGCCUCAAGGAAGCACUCUCAGAGACUCAAAGACUUGUGUCAUUCAGAAAGAUCUUCUUAGCUCUUUUGAUGAUGGAGACCACAAAGUGUUCUUUGAACUGUGGACAGAGAAUAUGCCCUCAGAGGUAAAAGACACAGACGCUGAGGCCCAGAGCCUGGAGUUCUACCUUCACAUCCACUUCACCAUCUUUCCACUGAGGAAGCACCCUGGCAGACAUGACCGAGCUGAAUUUGAGGAGAGGAUUUCCCACUUUAAGCAGUACCUGGAGACUCGGGGAGCAGCGCUGAGUCAGACCACCAAGUUUCUGCCUUACUAUGCCUUGCCUUUCGUUCCCAAUCCCACUGUCCAUCCCUCCUUCAAAGAUCUUUUCCAGGAUUCCUGGAUUCCGCAGUUGAAGGACAAGUUGGACCAGUUUCUUUCGAUCACAUUGAAGCCGUCCAACAACCCAAGGCUGCUGAAUUUAUACAAGGAGGGAGGAAGGAGUACUAAAGAGGCCAUACAGCAGUUACAGCUCCAACUGGUUGAAUCGGAACGGCGCAUCGCCAGCUACGUACGGAAGUUCAACAAGAUGCAGGCCGACUACCACAACCUGAUUGGAAUCACUGCUGAGCUGGUCGACUCAUUGGAGGCCACCGUCAGCGGAAAAAUGAUCUCCCCUGAGUACCUGCAGAGUGUGUUCGUUCGCCUGUUCAGCAGCCAGAUGAGGCAGAGCGUGGUGCAGAGCACUGACUUCACCAGACCCGGCACUGGAUAUUACUCUAUGAGUCCCUAUGAUGAUGGAUAUGCCUCGUCGUUGCUACGAGCAUCCAUUGCACCGCAGAGAUCCAAGGAGGUGCCAAUGCUGCCCUCACUGGACUAUGAAAAGCUAAAGAAAGACCUGCUUGAAGGCUCAGACAGACUCAGGUUGCUGCUGCUUCAGGCGCUGCGCUGGAGACUGACUCGCUCACUCCCUGGUGAACAAAGAGACACAGUGCUUCAGGCCUUCAUCAGUAACGAUCUGCUGGAGCGCUACAGCACAAAACAGAAAGCGGUGCUUCAUUUAAUGAGAUCGAAGAACGAGAUCGUCCGCCAGUAUAUGGCUCGUCUCAUCAAUGCAUCCGCUUCCCUUGCGGAGGGUCGGGUUUACCUCUCCCAAAUCCCCAUGCUACUGAAACUUCUGACAGAGGCACUCAGGACGGAGGAAAAAGACUCCAUGACUAGAGAGAAUGUGCUCGUGGCCCUGCAGAAACUCAGCCUCAGGAGGAGCCAGCAGGCCGCCAUGAUAGCAGACGAUCUGAUUGGCUGGCUGGUAGAUGAGCUGCAGGACUCAGACUGCCUGAGUGACCACACCCUGGAGUACUCUGCUGCUCUGCUCAUGAACCUGUGUCUGCGUACAAAAGGAAAAAGGAAGUGUGCAGAGAACGCCAAGCAUGUGCUAAAGGUUCUAACUGACCUCCUCGGACAUGAGAACCAUGAGAUUCGACCGUAUGUGAAUGGAGCCCUGUACAGUAUCCUGUGUAUUCCCUCUGUGAGACAGGAAGCCAAAGAGAUGAGUGUGGAGGAGAUUCUUCGCUGCUACAGCAAAGAGGAGAACCCAGACCUCAACAGACAGAUUAAGUUCAUCAUUAAACAGCUAAACUCAGCUGAUGAGGAGGGGCCAGAGUCAGAUGAUGAUGAAGAAGGGGAGGAUGACAAUGAUGAAGAUUUAAUGGAGACAGACCUUGAUAUAGAGGAAGUUCUCCAACCACAGCCCAGGGAAUUGUCGGGGGAGAGUCUGCUGACCACUGAGUACCUUGGCAUUAUGACCAACAUGGCAAGAGUGAAGAGGAAGUCGACCCCUCUGCUGCCAGCAAGUGUUGAUGAACCCCUCCAACGGCCAGUCACCCCAAGUUCUCAUCGUAAUGUCAACGCGGUGGACUAUCGAUCAGGCAGUGAGGGGGGUGAGGGCAGCAGGGACAGGGAAUUCUCCUUUAGCAGACAGAAGAGCGAGGAAGGAAGUCUGCCUCCUUCUCGAUACAGCUCCCGACCUCCAACGCGCUCCGGCAGUCGCCCCAGCACUGCUGACUCCCUACGUCACAGUAUAGACUCCGAGUGCGGCCGGCUGUCCCAGGAGUCAGAGUUGGACGGGCCAUAUGAAGGGCGAGCCAGAAAAGGACGUUCCCAGGAGGAACAUAAUGGACACUCUGCCAGUGUUGAUUACGUCCCUCCAUUUACAAGCCAGCCCAAGAUUCCCCGUACACCUGACACAGCAGACAGCCAGAACAGCAGUGCUCACCGGGCUCGAGGCCCGGCUCUGGCACCCCUGUUUUCCCAUUCUGAGCCGCAGCAGAGCAGUCGUCCAGGCUCCGCCAGCUCCACAGAAGGAGGGGGACGGCACAGUGGAAGCAGCCAUUCAAAGGGGAUGUGAAGAGGGAGCUGUCACCAUGGAGUAGCAUUAUCUCCCCGGGAACAUCAGGCUUCCUGUAACUUCAUCCCCCCCACCCCCCCCCCCCCCCAGGUUGUGAUCAGGGUCAGGGCAACAUAGAUGGCCGAGGAUCAGCAGCAGCAGGAAGAGGGACUUGAACAAUGUGAAGGAUUGUGGCUCUCCAUUUUCUUUUUUUCUUCCCCCCCCUCUUUCGGCUUCAGCAGAGACUGUAACAUAAUAUAGACAAUAACCACAAUCCCCAGCCGUCCAACCCUCUGCACCUCGUAGCCUUAGAUGGCCCUGAAUUUAUUUACUCUCUCAUCAAGGUGAUAGUUGGCACACAUCCUCCAGCCAUGACAAAAUUCAUGUGUAACAAAAUGCGGGUAUUGUAAUUAGUAAGUAUAGCUCCGGGCUGUGGAUAUAUGUGAUCACCUUUCUGGUUUCUGACAUAAGCACAUUACAGUUCUUCACAUCAGUAGAGAUAAACAGAGUCCAAGAGACGCCUCUUUGUGUUGAUGAAUCCUCAAUAUCUGCUUUUAAAUCUGAAUACGAGCUGAAGUGUUCACACUUGAGCAAAGUGGGAUUCCACCUGCUUUUAACGACAUGUAAGCGGGGGAUUAGUGGUUUAGGAAACCUGACAUGACGAGGCAUAAAGAUAAAAUGUUUCUGUGAUUGUCACAAAGUGUAAUCGCAUCUCAUUUAGUACGGGACAUGGCAAGGACGUUUUGUUGUGUUUGUGAUUGUACAGAUAUUGUUCCUUUCCAAAGUUCCCAUCUUGAUUUCACAAAUCUAUAAUCUUCUGAAUUUCACUACGUACUGUAUAUAUAGAUUUGUUGACUGCGGUGGAAAAUAUCCGUCCACAUAAAUAAAUAAUUGUACCGGCUUUACUUCAAAAUAUAAGACAUUAUCUCAUAUCAGAUAAGUUGCUGCUCUUAUUUAACUUAUGCUCCAGGAAAUGUUUACAAGAAAGACACAGGUCUUGACAUGAGUUGUCAGGCUAGUGCAUGUUUUGUUUUUUUAAGUCUAUAUUUAGUGCUUAUUGCUAUUAACAAACAGUACCAUCCAUACAACAACUUGAAUUGGUGUCUUAAAUCCAGCAUUGUACAUUUGCGCUAUUUUCCAGAUGUGGGGAUGUACAGUAUAUUUAUGUUAACUGCUACAUUGUUGUUGUAAUGCAUUUUGAUAGUAAUUGAUACUUUUUAAGUGGUUUUAAAUAAAUGUGUGACUUUUCUAGUCUUAAAAAUCUA